This is a messenger RNA of Funneliformis mosseae, 261 nucleotides long. The record is from the annotation of a GenBank genome assembly. NCBI's taxonomy places the organism in Eukaryota, Fungi, Glomeromycota, Glomeromycetes, Glomerales, Glomeraceae.
AUGGUGAAAGGAGAUCAGUCUGCUUUCUUACCUUUCAAGUAUGCACAGAUUAGAAUUAUCACGUUCAAUGAUGAUUUCUUCUCAGAUCUCAGAUACAUAGAAGAUGAAAACGAUUCAGAAAAGGAAUUUGAAUCUGAGAAAUCAGAUGUAAUGUAUGAUACUAUUGCUGAAACUCAGAAUUACAUUGUGGAUAAGAAAGAAAGAAAGAAGUUGUCUUCUAAAAGAUAUAUAGAAGAAGAAUUAUACAAUGCAAAUCAUUGA